Gadus chalcogrammus (walleye pollock) is the source of this 4666-nucleotide messenger RNA. It is a transcript of the gene parga, whose product is annotated as poly (ADP-ribose) glycohydrolase a. The transcript has 18 exons. The record is from RefSeq and is a predicted model, not a curated record. NCBI's taxonomy places the organism in Eukaryota, Metazoa, Chordata, Actinopteri, Gadiformes, Gadidae. Gene Ontology annotation, molecular function: poly(ADP-ribose) glycohydrolase activity. Gene Ontology annotation, biological process: nucleotide-sugar metabolic process; carbohydrate metabolic process; regulation of DNA repair. Gene Ontology annotation, cellular component: cytoplasm; nucleus. The coding region runs from base 123 to 2417 and encodes 764 amino acids.
AGUAGUUUUGUCUCAAUUCAAUUCCGUUGACGCAAAACAGUUGCAAAAAAUAUAAUGUAUCGAACUCAGACGUACACAAAGAGAGCGUGAUUUUUUGAUACUUCUAGCUGAAUUCCCUCAAGAUGGAUCAAGAAAUGGAAUCUCAAAAAAGUGACCUCGUUGCUGAUGGUUCAGAAGACAAGGGUAUAACAGUGAUGCAACACAAAGACAGCGAGCUUCCUGAUAAUUCCGCCAUGUCUGAACUGGUAGAAUCAAUGGAGAAUCCCCAAGAGGACAUGUCUUCUCAGCAUUUCAUGGACUCAAGGGCCACGAGUGGACGAGAUGAUCCCGGCCUCACCCUGGCUAAAGAAGGAACAGCUGAGAUGCAAUAUCACAAUGGACAGAAAUCAAGCAAGAGGCCCAACUCGCAAGGACCCCAACCGGUUGAAACAGCCUCUGCUUCAAAUCAAAGGCCCAUCCUCCAUCUCAGUUGUAGCCCUACCAAUGUUCUGGAUGCACCUGAUGAUAAUGUGGUGAUGCGGAGCCCUGAAAGCCCUGUCUGUAAACAACUCCCUGCAGACAGCGCCACUCCGGACAGGGAACCCAAGUUUCCCGAUCUAGCAGCAAACACAGACCAUUCAGAACUGGAAUCCCGGCCACCUGUCAAGGGCUUAGAUUCCGGAUUUCUCCCUCAGAACACAGCCCAGGUGGUUGCCACGGUUGCAUCCAAGGAUGCUGUAAAAACUGCACGCGUUUGCUCUUCUCAUACGAAACAUGACACUGGACGGCACACAGGAACAACUUUAAAAGGCUCUCCGUUCUCACAGGACGACAUGGAGAGGCGUUGGCUGGGGACCCCCAUCGAAGAGCUGAACCGAAUGCCCCAGUGUGCUCCUCCUUUGUCCCACCUGAAGCACACGGCCAGCCACACAGUCACAGUCAGGACAGACCUCCUGAGAGAGGGAGAGGUCCCCCAGCACUACCCGUCUAAGUUCAAGGACGCAUGGGACGACGUGUCCGUCAAGAUGCCCUGCUCCGAGAAGAACCUCUUCUCCGUGGAGACGGAGGGUGGAGGCGGUGGUGUACAGAGCCGAUGGGGGCUGAUCCAGACUGCCCUGACGGGCGAGUUCAAGAGUUCCUUGGACAUCAAGGAUGCGAUACUGAGGUACAACAUGACCCACGCCAAGAAGUGGGACUUCACGACCCUGAACCUUCUAUGUACAGAGGUUCUGGAGCGCUGCGAGGCCAAGGAGCUGUUUGAAGUGCUCCUGCCUGGCAUGGUGAAGCUGGCCCUCAGUGCCCCAAAAAUAUGCACAUCGCCCAUCCCCCUGCUGAAGGCCAGGCAGAACCACUCCCUGACUCUGUCCCAGGAGCAGAUCUCCUGUCUCCUGGCCAACGCCUUCUUCUGCACCUUCCCCAAACGCAACUCCCGCAACUCCAACUACCCCGAAAUCAACUUCCACAGAUUGUUCGAAGGCUACUCGUUGAGGAAGAUCGAGAAGUUAAAAACGCUGUUGUGCUACUUCAGGAGAGUCACACAGACACGGCCCAAAGGUCUCGUGACGUUCACCAGACAGUGUUUGAGCAACCCUCCGAACUGGGAAAGCUCUAAGACCCUGAUGACCCGACUGCACAUCACGUGUGAGGGGACGAUCGAGGAACACGGAUACGGGAUGCUACAGGUGGAUUUUGCCAACAGGUGUGUGGGUGGGGGGGUGACAGGCCAUGGGCUGGUCCAGGAGGAGAUCAGGUUCCUCAUCAACCCGGAGCUCAUAGCCUCCCGCCUCUUCACAGAGGCCUUGGAGAGCAACGAGUGCCUCAUCAUCACAGGUACUGAGCAGUAUAGUAAAUAUACGGGCUACUCAGAUACCUACAAGUGGAAGGAGAGCCACGAGGAUGAGACGCCCAGGGAUGACUGGCAGAGGAGGUGCACGGAGAUCGUGGCCCUGGACGCCAUCAAGUACCGGGAAUCCCUGGAGCAGUUCCAGCCCGAGAAGAUGAGCCGAGAGCUCAACAAGGCAUACUGCGGGUUCUACCGGCCCGGCGCCAACCACAAGCACCUCUCCGCGGUGGCCACCGGAAACUGGGGCUGUGGCGCGUUUGGCGGGGACCCACGACUUAAAGCCCUGAUCCAGCUGAUGGCAGCAGCAGAGUCCGGGAGAGACAUGGCCUACUUCACCUUCAGAGACGCUCAGCUGAUGAGAGACGUGCACGAGAUGCACACGUUCCUCACAGAGAGACAGACCACUGUCGGGAAGCUAUACAGCCUGCUGAACCACUACUCCAUGGCCGUGUGCAACAACUGUCGCACGCCCCGUCCCGACCUCUCUCUCUACGACUUCAUCCACGAGAGGCUGUCGCCCAGGACGCCUGUCCCUGCCGCCGCCAGCCCCGCAAAGGAUGCUGGGACGUCCCCGGGCGGCGCGUCCCGCCUCUGAGCGGCGGCCCAGUCCUGACGUACGCCACAACAGUGUUUUAUAGGAAUCGUUGGUUGAACCACACGUUGACACUACUCCUGUCCCUUUGAGGAGAAAAGAAAUGCUGCUAUGAAGUAGUUUUUUUUGACCGUUUUGAACCAAUGAAGUGUAUCAGGAGUCAAUUUCAAACAGGAAAAUAACCUGGAAUUGUAUUCUUAUUCUCAUAAUAUCUUUUUUGCAUAAUGGCAACCCAUGUGGAUAUUGAUCGCAAAACUAGUAUCCCUGUCUCAUUUUAGCCUUCACACUGUGCUGCUUAUUAUAAUAUUAAGUAGUUUAGAUUGCAAAUAUUAAAUUUUCGAAUAUUCAAUCGUGUUUGCUGACGUUGAGAUUCAUCCCACAUGUACUUGAUUGUAUCAUAAAUGGCUAUCCGUAAAGGGAUGGGAGUAGAUAUGAUAAAUUAACAAACAAAUUAUGUUAUUUCUUUGGACGGUGUUUCCUUAACAAAGAAAAAUCUGGUUCAGAUCGUGUAUCAAGUAUGUGCUGCCUCACCACAAUCUCUCUUUCUCUCUCUCUCUCUCUCUCUCUCUUUGCCUCCCUGAUGUCACUCAGCCUAGAACCGAAACCUACCAAACAGUUUGCCUUUCCGCUCGUCGCUAGUCGUACUAUCGGGACCUCAUAGUCAACAAACGCCCGGUGAGCUUAUGUGACACAGGCCCGUCUUGGCAAUAGUAAAUCCCGGUUGCUGUCAACCCCUUCUUGUUAGCCUAGCCAUGACACGUGGUGGAUCUAUGUUUUUGUUACUCUCAGAAGGUUAGGGUUGGGAGUGGGGUCCAUACGGUCAUCAUAUGCAUGAAUAUCGGGAUCGGGCCAUCGCCAGUGUUACCUUCUAGGGAAUGAUGGUACCCAAUCAUGACGGAGGAGAAAGCCUGAGAGCCGUACUCUAAAUCAAUCUAUGCAUGGUUUACGCUCCCUUUAUUUCUGUCUAUAUAUACUGCCAUAUUCAAUCAUGCUCAUCGUGAUGUGAUGCACUUCAAUGUUUUAUACAAAUGUUAUCAAAAUUGCGAGGGAGGUUAAAUUGGGUUCAAGUUAACUAUCAUCUGUUUCAUUACAUAUCAGCCUUACCAUGCUAACUCUAAAUGGGUUUAUUCACUGACAGCUCACGGUGCAUCAUUAUUCAUCAUUAUUAGCCAGCGCAAUAACUGUGCACGCUAGAAACACCUGAUUAAUAUAUUACUUUUACUCUACAUGUGCUUCAAUUAGGGUCUGUUGAUGUUCACAUGAUGUUUGAUUGACAAUAUCAUACUAUUUAAUGGAUAAUUAAUUAAAAUAUAUCCUGUUCAAACGGUUUUAUUGCAUUUCUUAUUGUAGUACAGUUGAUUGCAGUUUUGAACGGGUCAAGUUAGGGUUACUUAGGGUCUAAAUUAUUUAGUGUGGUUUGUUAGGCCUACUCUGGAUGUAUGAUGUGAUGAAGAGCUACUUGCGACUUGAAGACCAUUUGAGUAUGAUCGGAAACCAAAUGUAAACACAUUUUUACAGUAGCAAGCCAGUAUUUUGUUUACACAAAUACAGUUCAAUUAUUCAUAGACCAAGCUCAAAAAAUGGCCUUUAUCGCCGUUUAUGGCAUCAUUACAACUAAUGAAUAUUAGUCUGUGUUGUACCAGGGCACCCUACAUUUGUCACUAUCAUAACAUCAUACAUAAUUCAAUUAUCUGGAAACAAUUGAUUUUGGAGACGGCACAUAUAGGCCUAGGCUAUAGCCUUCGGGCUAAUUUAAUAUUGCCUCAACAUUUUUUAUUCGAUAAAUUAUGGUUGGUAAAUAAGCUAAUGACAUGGACUUCCUUAAAUAGAAGGAGAAAAGUGGAUUAAGUUUGUGCCUCUGCUCUUUGUACUGAGUGACUAGUAGAUUAGAUAGGAGCAGUGUCUAUUCGGUUUUGUAGGCCAACUGUUGAUGAGGACGUCCGUUAGCAACGGCUACAGAUGCUAACUGAAUUCAUUAGCAUUGAACAGGCUAGCCACAGCCCAGUGACACUAGAAAUAAACUGCAGUCUAGUUCAUAUCAUACAACAAAAUGUUCCACAUUAACCGUAGCCUAUAUUUUAUUUUAAUCCACAGUGCCAUGGGGUAUACUUGAAACCUGUCAUCCAUACAUGAAUACUUUGCACAGAGAAGUUAUGGGGAAAAAAUAAGGGCCAUUUAGCCAGUUUUUCAAUUUCACUCUGAACAUGGAAUAAUAGUAUUGCACUAGUGUUGCUCAAUGUCUGCCAGUAUAC